Messenger RNA from Histoplasma capsulatum G186AR, 2694 nucleotides. Its product is annotated as DDHD domain-containing protein. The record is from RefSeq and is a predicted model, not a curated record. Gene Ontology annotation, cellular component: cytoplasm. Bases 1 to 2694 code for a protein of 897 amino acids. NCBI's taxonomy places the organism in Eukaryota, Fungi, Ascomycota, Eurotiomycetes, Onygenales, Ajellomycetaceae. The transcript is spliced from 3 exons. Gene Ontology annotation, molecular function: glycerophospholipase activity; metal ion binding.
AUGCCUAAUCCUGACCAGAGGGCGAAUUGUUUCCCCGCUACCUCCUCGCGGAAUGCAUCACGAAGCGGGACACCCCACUCCGAUGGUGAGAAUCCAAGACCAGGUUUACAACGCUCACAAGGGCGUGACCACACCGUAUCCCAUGUCCACCGCAUCAGCCCAGCUCGUUAUCCGAAACCAUCGUUCUGGGAAAAGGAGGAUGUUGCUCCCAAACCUCAGGGAGCGCCUAAGAAAUUCGUUCCAUUUUCGAUUCGCGAUUCCCAGUCUAUCGAAGCUGCCUUUCGGGAUCUUGCGGACCGAGAAGAUGCUGCGGAAUCAUCCAAGCUAAAGGACACUUCCAAAACGGUCAAAGUUCCUGUCAAUGAAGAUUAUCUAUUCGAUGUCGACAUUCAGAAAAGGGAACUUGGCCCUGCUUAUUGGCUGGGCCCGAUUUACGAGGUUAGGCGUGGUUCUUGGUUCUUUCAAGAAGGCUCAAAUCUUCGUCCAUGUGAAGAAAAUCUUGCAACUCAGUUGGAAGAGGGUUAUCUGAAAGUGAGACCAUGGAAUUUCCAAUGCAAGGGCUCACCAAACAGCCCGCAAGCAAGCGACGUGUCGGUACAUUCCUAUGAUGCCAGAAGCAGGGGGCCAUCGAUCUCCAACGUGGACCUAGACAGCAAAGAGAGCCCAGCCAAUGAAACGGUGUGGGUGCCUUUAUCUCCAUCCAGUGCUGUGAAUGAGUCAUAUCGCCUUUUCGGCUCCUACAUGAACAAUAGGGUCACAUACCAGGAUGCGUGUACGGCCUGGCUUAUGUCUGAUGAUUUUGUGUCAAGGAUGAGCAAUACCGUAUAUCAGCGGCUUGGUGCAGCCGCAGGGACAAAGGUCGUUCGUGGAUAUUCGGAAAGCAAGAAAGCUAAAGAACCCGCAGACGGAAAAUCGACCGAGCCGGUCCCCAAAGACCCUAAUAAAUCCAUUAAAAGGCGAUCAGCUCCGGCUGGCUCUGUGUCUUCACCAUUUCCCUCAAAUGAUAAAAGCCAGGAGCCGCCCCUUACCUCCUUUGAGCGCCAGAGAAAUCCGUUUGAGCGUCAGAUUUCAUCUUUGACUGGAGAACCACAGGAUGAUGACCAACUAGCGGAACUCGAAGAACAAGCCCGAAAACAAGAGGAGAAAGAGAUGGAAGAUUCAGGGGAAGUCGACGGUGAAGAGGCUGAUAGAGAGAUUGAUCAUCUGAUUCUUGUCACACACGGGAUUGGCCAACGGUUGGGAUUGCGGUUGGAUAGUAUUAAUUUCGUGCACGACGUCAAUGUCCUCAGGAAGACCAUGAAAAGUGUAUACGCCGCAUCACCAGAUUUGCAGGUUCUUAACUCGCACGUUGACUCCGAGCUCAAGAACUGUCGUGUCCAGGUCCUUCCCGUAUGCUGGAGACAUUUACUUGACUUCCCACAACAAGGACUCAAGCAGCAUCGAAAAGAGCUUGACCUUGCUGACGCUGAUAAAAUGGCAGUUGAGGAUGCGCACUAUCCAAGUUUGAAAGAUAUUACACUAGAAGGGGUCCCUGCUGUCCGAAAUCUGAUUACCGAUCUAGCUAUGGAUGUUUUGCUUUACCAGAGUGCCUACCGGGAGCAUAUUGCGGGUAUCGUGCAAAGGGAGUGCAAUCGCAUAUACAAGCUUUUCAAAGUCCGCAACCCGAGGUUUAAAGGUUCCGUUAGCUUUUGCGGUCAUUCCCUGGGUAGCGCCAUACUUUUUGAUAUCCUCUGCCACCAACCAAGGACUCCAGGACAGGUCAAGUCCACUAAUUGGAGUUCCUCAAGUUCUAAAAGUAGAGGAGUUGAAGCUCCGAAAUCAGAAGCCUUUCCCUUGGAUUUCGAAUGUGCUGAUUUCUUUUGCCUUGGAUCUCCGAUUGGGCUUUUCCAGAUGCUGAAAGGGAAAAGAAUUGUCGGAAAGGACUUGAAGAUAAUGGACUCGACCCAACCCCCUGGUUUCUUAACUUCAGUCUCGUCACCUAAGUGUGGGCAGCUAUUCAAUAUUUUCCAUCCGUCCGACCCUAUCAGUUACCGCAUUGAACCCUUGAUAUCCCCAGCCAUGACUGCACUGAAACCUCAGCCCUUACCAUACGUCAAACGCACAAUAUGGAGCACGUCAGGUCAGAGCCUCACUAAUAUCAGUACCCGGGUGGGCCAGAGUGUCGGCUCCCUUUGGACUCACUUUGCUUCCGGGGUUGCAAGCAGCUUUCUGAACCGCAGCUUGGGCCUGAGUGAAGCGUCAAUGCAACCACGACCAGCUGUUGGAGAACGGCAAAAAAUAACUGGUUCAGGCACUAAGUUAGAUAGCGAUCAAUCACAGGCGGUUGACAUGGGAGCGGUGGUCAACGAGCCAAGUCCAUCCCAGAAAUACCCGACUCUCAUCGAUGCGAAUAUAGAAACGCUCUAUGACGGGUUCCAGAAAACUAGGAACUCGUCGAUCGACAUAGCUAUUGAAUCCGAAUCCUCAAUCGGGCUUGAAAAUCGCGCGCGCAAUAUAAGGCAUGAGGAGGAAAAAGUCCGCGCUUUGAAUUCUAAUGGUCGGGUUGAUUAUAGUAUACAAGAAGGUGCAUUUGAUAUAUCUCUUAUAGCUAGCAUUGCUAGCCAUCUUUCUUACUGGGCUGAUGAAGAUGUGAGCCACUUUAUGCUAUCACAGCUGCUGUCAAGAACCCUCAAGGAGCAGAGGGAUCGUAAAUGA